UCAAGGGACGCAAGAAUCAACGCGCCGCUAUCCACAAGUAUAUAACUGAAAGGAUGUCAACAAAUGGCGAAUGGCAGUCAUUUAUUGCUGAAGCUUUCAGCAUGCUGGCUGAUGAACGCAUGGCUGAAAAGCUUCAAUUUACCAAGGAUGGGAAGAUUCCGGAUGUCCUUUUGUACGGAACUUCCUAUUAUGAGACGAGCGACGAGGAAUAG
This is a messenger RNA of Ambispora gerdemannii, 212 nucleotides long. NCBI's taxonomy places the organism in Eukaryota, Fungi, Glomeromycota, Glomeromycetes, Archaeosporales, Ambisporaceae. The record is from the annotation of a GenBank genome assembly.